GAAACUGAAGCGAAUAACCUUUACGUGCCGAGUUGGUCAAUUGUGCCAAGUACUGUGCAUGCACAUGCACUACGUACACGCAACAAAUCUGUUGUCAUGGAUAGUUUUGGUGUUUCACUUUUUAUGUCGGACCGAUUCCAUGUGCCCCGGCUCCACCUGGGGAAUGCUUCGGUCGGCCUUUAGUGCACUCUCAUCCAUCGCCGUUUAUUCCUUGAAGCCGAGGCCUGAGCCCUCACUUGAUUCAUAUAAAAGCUUCUGUUUGAUGUAUCUUUGGGCGUUACUUGCAAGACCCUCAGCAUACCAUGCAUUCUACUCAUGCAAUGGUCUCUGAGCAAGGUACACAAGAUCCUCCUCACAUCGCACUUGAACUUGGAAGUCCAGUCGUAGCUUUCUACGAUGUAAUCAAGACAGACAUCGAACACGCCACUGUAGAGGAUGAUCCUUUAAGAUGGGGCAAUGCGCGCAAGACUGCUAUUCUAAUUAUUGUUUCAGCUGGUUCCCUGAUCGCAGGGCUAGCCGUCAGUAUACAGAAUCCUGCAAAUGCUCAAAUCCAGAGUGACCUACAGGCAUCUGCAUCGGAAAUAAGUUGGACGUUAUCGGUUUUUAUUCUUAUUCAGGGAGUCCCCGGACUUUUAUGGAGUGCUAUCAGUGAAAUAAAAGGACGCAAGUUUGUCUAUGUAUCAUCUGUAGCAUUGUUUAUGGUCACCUCUGCUAUUGUCGCUGCGUCCAAAACUAUUGGUCUGGUGAUUGGAAUGAGAGCCCUUCAAGCUGUUGGCUCGAGCGCACUCCUAUCCAUUGCCGCAGCCACACUAGCAGAUAUCUAUGAACCCCAUGAGCGAGGUACUAAAAUGGGCAUAUAUUAUUCUGCUCCUCUCUUGGGGCCUGCGUUGGGCCCGGUUUUGGGUGGCGUGCUGACACAGAGCUUGGGCUGGCGCUCGGUCUUCUGGUUCAUCACUAUUUGCGCUGGAGUUGUUCUCUUUGCUCUGGUUUUCGUAUUCAAAGAUACGUUCAGGAAGGAACGUAGUCUGGCAUAUCAGAAUGUCCUACAACUACGGGCAAAGGAGGGGGAGCUACAACACCAACACUUGGAUAAAUCCAGUCAUGCCUUUUCUGCCACUGACAAGCCUGCACAAGCUGCGCUAGAAAGCAUAGCUUCCCCGCAGCAAAUGGGAAAUCUCGAUGUCGACCCGAAUGGUCGCACCGUUGAACCUGCUACAAAUAUGAAAGAUGUCAACGUGUCGCUCGCAGAUGUCAAUCCCUUCCCUCCACUUCGGAAGAUUCUUACACGCUUAAAUAAUCUCGUAAUACUGUUUGCUUCCGGUUUGAUAUUCGCUUUCAGCUACAGUAUUUCAUAUACCUGUUCGAGAACAUUGUCCGAACACUACGGUUAUAACGCUCUCCAGAUUGGAUUGGUUCUACUCUCGUAUGGAAUAGGCUCUGUAUGCGGGUGUUUGCUUGGUGGCCGCUGGUCUGACCGAACAGUCGCUAGGUUGAAGCAAGAGAAUGGAGGCAACAGCUACCCCGAGAUGCGAUUGGCCAGCACCCGACCCGCCAUGUGGUUCUUACCACCAGUUGUAAUCGGAUAUGCAUGGGUUUGCGAAAAGCACACUCACAUCGCGGCAAUCUGUAUUAUGCUCUGUCUCGCUGGAUUUCUCUCGACAUGGGUCUACGCAAGCACCCUGACAUACAUCGUGGACGCUAACCCAGGCCGCUCAUCCACGGUUGUUGCCACAAAUAGCGUAUUUCGCUGUGUCUUUGCGUUCGUUGCCAUUGAAGUGGCUAUUCCGAUUCAGGCUGCUAUUGGCGAUGGUGGUUUGUAUACUCUCUGGGGCGGUAUUAUGGUAAUAAUGGAAAUCUUGACACUAGCUGUCUUUUAUAAGGGCAAGAAAUGGCGAGAGGCAUGCGAGGAGAGAGACAAGCGAGAAUCGCAACAACCUUGAUCAAGUACGCUCAAAGUGCUUUUGACACUGCUACUCGAAAACGUUACAUCAAGGACCCAGUUGUUUAUAUCCAUAUAAUAUCAGACUCGUUUAUUGACACAUUACUUAACUGAAUUGUACAUACUCGAAGUACUACUGCAAUCAAAUUCCAGUGAGGGUCAGAUCA
Messenger RNA from Suillus bovinus, 2106 nucleotides. RefSeq names its product MFS general substrate transporter. Gene Ontology annotation, molecular function: transmembrane transporter activity. Bases 303 to 1940 code for a protein of 545 amino acids. NCBI's taxonomy places the organism in Eukaryota, Fungi, Basidiomycota, Agaricomycetes, Boletales, Suillaceae. The transcript has 10 exons. The record is from RefSeq and is a predicted model, not a curated record. Gene Ontology annotation, biological process: transmembrane transport.